Molecule: messenger RNA, 1029 nt
Organism: Clonostachys byssicola
Lineage: Eukaryota; Fungi; Ascomycota; Sordariomycetes; Hypocreales; Bionectriaceae
Source: the annotation of a GenBank genome assembly
AUGGCCAAGAGUCGGGUUCUGGUUGUAGGUAUGGGUGGGAUCGGUACCGUCUGCGCCUAUGGCUUGGAAAUUGGCGGUUUGGCAGAAGUUACUUCCGUAAUGAGAUCCAAUUAUGCAGCUGCGACAGAAAAGGGGAUUGACAUUGAAUCUGUGGACUUUGGUCAUGUCAAGUCCUGGAAACCAACCCAUAUUAUAAGAAGUGUCCCCGAUGUUUCCGCUCAAGCGCUUGCUCCAUUUGAUUUCAUCCUAGUCGCUACAAAGAACGUUCCGGAUGUCCCUCCAUCAAUAGUUGAUAUUGUCUCUCCAGCUGUGACAGUGGGCACAACUGCCAUCGUCUUGGCUCAGAACGGCCUUAAUAUUGAAAGGCCAUUCAUCGAUCGCUUCCCUACCAAUCCCAUUCUUAGUAGUGUUGUUUACACAGGGGCGGAGGAGAGAGCCCCUGCGGACAUUCAUCACACCGAUCCUGAUUGGCAAAAGAUCGGUCCCUAUUAUAGCCCGCAAGUCUCAGCAGCAACUGUCGAGAGGUCGGCGAAGGAAUUCGUCAACAUCCUGGACCCAAAAGGUGAAAGGAAGAUUUUCUACGACGCAGAUGUAUCUGGGGCCCGAUGGCGCAAGCUGGCCUACAACGCUUCCUUCAAUUCGGUAGCUGCCGCUCUCCAGAUAGACACUUCGAGGCUUCGGAUGAGCCAACACCUCAUCGAUGACCUGGUGCUCCCUAUCAUUCUCGAGAUCCAAGCUGCAGCUGCAUCGUGUGGCGUCAUACUACAGUCAGAUUUGGUUCAUUCGGUGAUGCAGCAAGAUGAGGCCGAUUCGUUCUACAGGCCGAGUAUGAUGCAGGAUGUUGUCAACAGAAACUUCAUGGAGAUUGAGACGAUUGUUGGAGAACCACUGCGGGAAGGGAAAAUGCAUGGCAUCGCGAUGCCUACUCUGAGCGUCGUCUAUGGAAUUCUGAGGGGUUUACAGCUGCGCAUCAAGGAAGAGAAGGGCUUAUGGCAGCCCAAAUACGAACCCGGCAAUCCUUACAUGUGA